Molecule: messenger RNA, 1719 nt
Organism: Exaiptasia diaphana
Lineage: Eukaryota; Metazoa; Cnidaria; Anthozoa; Actiniaria; Aiptasiidae
Exons: 1
Coding region: 1-1719 (572 amino acids)
Source: RefSeq, a predicted model, not a curated record
AUGGGAUUUGGUCACAGGAAUUGUGUUGUAGUAGGCUGCAAUAACAGUGGAAAAAGCCUCCACAAAUGGGCAUCUCAACAAUGUGAAAUACAUAGCUGUUUACGUGGGACAUCGCCUUGCGACUGUCCCCCACCUUUUAAGCUUUUUCCCUUUCCGACUGAGCUUAAACACAACGAAGCCAGAAAGCGCUGGACGAAACUUAUUAAAAGAGAGGAAUCAAAUGGAAAAGUGUGGCUACCAAAAAAGGCUUCGAGAGUUUGUAGUGAGCACUUUGUUGAUGAGAAACCUACUGAAAACAACCCCGAUCCGAUCUUAAAAUUGGGCUACGACUUUCAAGUACCAAAGAAACGAAAGCUGCCGACUGAAAGGCCCUUAUUAUCAGUAAAACGUCCAAAACACUCGAGUCAAGAGUCAAGUGCUAGUGAAUCAAUUCCUACUACUGUGGAACCUGACGACUCACCUGAAGUGACUUUAACAUCAUGCUCCGAAGAGAUUCCCGUCAACUACGAAUGUUCCAACUAUAGCUCUUCUACAAUAACAACGAGCAAUCUUGCAGAAGAACAAAAUACUGAAAGGCCGUGGCAUAUUAUACACGACCAUGCGUAUUCAUACGGCUGGUAUGAAAUGGAAAACUCUGAUUUCUGUACUGAUGAAGUCUGUUUAAAAGUGAGACGAGAUCAACACGCUGAAAUAAAUAACUUGAGAGAAAGAGUUGCUGCACUAGAGGAUGAAAUUGAGUUUUACAAAAUCAAGGUGAAUGCUUUAAAAAACAAAGGAUUGAGGCACUCAGACUUAAAAGAUGAUAAAACAGUGCGAAAUCUAACGGGAAUCCCAACAAAAGAAUCGUUUCAUAAGAUGUUUAAUUUAACAAAGAGAAAUAUCAAAAAAGUUCACUUUUGGAGUGGCCCUUCAAAAUCUACCAAGAAAGGUAGAACAUUCAAAAGAUCACCGAAAAAAUUCGGACCUCAGCGUGUACUGCCUCAGAAAGACGAAUUUCUGCUCACUCUCAUGAAAUUACGCUUAGGCUCGACGAAUGUUGACUUGGCACAAAGAUUUGGUGUGUCAGACACAACUGUGUCAAACAUCUUCACGACGUGGAUUAAAAUUCUAGGGAAGAAACUGCGAUGUCUGGUUUAUAACCCCUCCAUUGAAGUUGUAAAGGCAACUUUACCAGAUAAAUUCAAAAAACCAGGAUUUUCCAAUGUAAGACAUAUUAUUGACUGUACCGAGAUAUUUAUUGAAACACCUAGUGACCCAUUUACCAGAGCUGCUACUUGGUCUGAUUACAAGCAUCAUAACACUGUCAAAAUAUUGGUAUCCAUUACUCCUAAUGGUGCUUUUAACUUUGUGUCCAAAGCAUGGGGUGGAAGGACAUCUGAUGUUCAUGUCACAAAAGAAUGCUCUUUCUAUGAUACCUUAGAGCCAUAUGAUGAAGUUAUGGCAGACCGAGGCUUUACAAUAACAGAGGACCUACUUCUCCGAAAUGCCAGGCUACAUAUACCCCCUGGAAAAAGAGGCCAAGAACAGUUCACAAAGGCUGAGGUCAAGAAAACAAAGGCAAUAGCAAAUCUCAGAAUAUUUGUUGAGCAAGCUAUAAGGAGAAUGAAGACUUUCAGACUAAUUAAGAAUGAACUACCCAUUUCACUACUCAGCAAUAUUGAUGACAUUAUUAUUGUUUGUGCAGCUUUAUGCAAUUUGUAUAAACCUUUGGCAAAGUAA